CUUUACUCAUGGAUAAUAUAAACCGGGUAGAAUAAAAAAAAUUACUUCGUUAUCAUUGAGAACACAAACUAUUAGCGUAAGAGAUAAGGGUGAUGACACAGUUUGCACUAGUGCAAUGGAAAUCAGUUGAAAAUGAUGUUGGCAUUCGUGUAAUACGAUUGAUCAUCGGUGUAUAAAAAAAUCAAAGUUUCAAAGUUUAAAACAUUAACAUCCAGAGUGAAGGGUUUAUUGUUCGAUGGAUAAGGGAGGGGUGAAUUUAUCGACGGAUUAAUACAGAUACGAGUUAUUAAAAUGGAUAUGGAAUCGAUGAUGAUGUCAAACGUUUCGUGCGACGGUUGCAUUGACAGCGAUCGUGACUCAGACUCCAACAGUAUGAUCGUGGAUCCAGUGAGUCUUGAUCAAAAAGCCUUGUCACCCCGUCCAGUAGGUAAUAUCAAUGUAACAUCACAUCUGAUAGCAUCAGCAACAACAGCUGUACGUAAUCGUAAUAACAGAAAUAUCAAGAAAACAUAUUCGAUGAUAUCGUCCAGUCAGAAGAUGGGACAAUCGUCGUCGUAUCCGUCUGAGAAAGUUAGUUCGUCCCAAAUAAAGCCACCUUACUCAUACAUCGCCCUGAUAACCAUGGCGAUUCUCCAAUCACCUCAGAAGAAGCUCACCCUGAGUGGUAUUUGUGAAUUUAUAAUGGCGAGAUUUCCAUAUUAUCAUGAAAAAUUUCCCGCCUGGCAGAACUCAAUCAGACACAAUCUCUCCCUCAACGAUUGCUUUAUCAAGAUACCAAGGGAGCCGGGUAAUCCUGGAAAGGGAAAUUACUGGACGUUGGAUCCACUCGCUGAGGAUAUGUUUGAUAAUGGCAGCUUCUUGCGUCGGAGGAAGCGCUACAAGAGGCCACCACCGCAUUAUGUACUUCGUGAUCGUGCCAUAAUGGCGACCUUUGCCAUUUGUGGAGACAGAUCUGGCUGUCCUGGGGGCAAUCAUCCUGCUAGUUUAGCAUAUCCUGCUACGUAUCUCACACCACCACCGCGACUUCCACUUUUGGAUUUUCCACCCUCUGCCUUGGAGGCACUGAAAUUGGGGGGUUUUCUCGAACCCCCACCGCCGCUUUACAAACCGGUGCCGAUAUCAGCGCCACCUCAGCAGAUCCGACAUCUUGUUGGCAGUCCACCGUUGCAUCAUAAUCAGUCGUCAUCGCCGAUGGCAGCGGUUGUACCCAUUUCCCCGGGACAUUCGGGGAGGCAUUCCAUUACGGGGAGUCCUGGGGUCGCUGAAAAAAGGGCGAGUUUUAGUAUUGAUGCACUUAUUGGAAAACAAACCGCCAGCGAACAGGUGAUCGGCGGACUGCUGGAUCUCAGUCCGCCGGAGCAUCGGGAAAUCAGGAGUCAAGCGUCGGCAUUUUCACCCAUUGUUUAAUGACAUUUUCUUGAGUGAGAAUUUUUAUAUUUCAAUGUGUGAGGGAUUAUUCAUUGAGUGGAGGAACGAUUUUUAGAGAUUGAAAGUUGUAGACGUUUUUGAGAGUAUUAGCUCGCAUGGAAAAUAAUUUUGUUAAUUCUUUUUAGCAUUUUUAUGAUAUUUUAUUUGAACAGAUAAUAACGGAACGCGGAUUGGAUUUGCAUUAGUAAAUGAGAUAGGGGGGAUGAAAAAAAUUCUUCGUUGAUUUUUCCGGUUUUUAUUUUAAGAGAAUUAAAAAUCAUUAAAAGAAAUCGGCGAAAAUGAAAAAAAUCGGUGUUUUUUUUUCAUUUUUGCGGUUUUUGAAGGAAAAUAAUUCAUAAGGUUUUAGUAGUUAUUGACAAACAUCGGGUUUUUAUCGUUAAUGUCAUUCACAUUGAUAGAUCAGAAAAAUUGUGAAGUAUUUUAUUUUCACAUUCUAGAUGGAGAAUAUUUUUAUAGCUAAAAAAUGUAGAUAUCGAGGGUAAACCCAAAUUUUUUGGCAUAUUUCAAAUUUAAUGGACUCGAAUGUAGAUGAAAUCAGCGGAAAAAAAUUUCAAAAACUGUGCGAAACGAUUCAAUAGAAAAUACAAAACGCUUUCCGUACUUUCCACUGGAUCGUUCGUAAUUUUUACCCGAGUUUUUCUCACUUAAUAAUUACCAGAAUUAUGCGCCAUGUUCAUUGAACUAUAUUUCUCGAGUAAAGCAACAAAAAAUUGCGAAAGGAAUUGAUAAAAUUGUUUCCACCCUAGUUGACACUCUCAUAUGUUCUCGAAAUCUAUGAACAGAACAAACAAGUUGAGUGGUACAUUUGACAAUGAAUCACAGUAGAAACGAAUGUUAGUAUUUCAGACACAUUUUGCAGAUAUUUUUCAAACACUCAAAAACAUUUAAAUGAAAUUAAUUAACGAAAUUUCCGCACUUUUCAAAUAUAAAUUGACUUAAAUUUUCCAGUUUAUUCAAACGUUAUUUAUUUAACGAGAGCAAAAUUCAACAAAAAAUACAGAAAAUUUUGCGAAACUGUUUCAGAACUUUUUCCGAACAUUUCGCAAUUUACAAAUGAAUUUCCAACUCGAUCUGCCAGUUCCGCCAUUUUUGCUGAAUAUUUCUCGCUCUUCAGUGUUGAAAAAAUGUCUGUGAAAAAAGUUUAAAAUUUCGAGGUUCGUUAAUACUGCGAAUCCCUCAUAGAGAUUUUAUUUGUAGUAUAUAGAUUAUUAUUAUUUUUUAGUUGUAAACUUGAGAGAUCUGUAGAUGAUAAUAAACCCCCUGUAAAUAUGUGGAUCACUGGUCUCAUGUUUAUAAAGUACACGAUCCUAAUUCGAUUUUUCUUUAGUUAUUGUCAAUCGUUUGCUGCAUUUCAAUGUAAGUGAAAAAAAUUAUUAUUCAGAAGUAUCGCACUUCACCACUAUUGGAAUAAAUAAUCAUGUAAAUAUUGAUCGGAAUUAGAUGAAGUACACUGAUAGAAAAAAAAAGAUCUUUUGUCGAAUAUAUUUACCGAUAAUUCUAUACAAAUAUUUCCAUAACACAUGCUAAUGAUGAGUAAAUUUUCUUGUAGUUCGUAAAUAUUCUUGACAAAGGAAUUUUUUUUUUCUCAGCGUAGGACUCACUCAUUCACGUAAAAUGAAUGACAAUGCAAUUGUCGUUGCAGAAUUAUCAGUGAAUAGGUCAUAAUAAUUUUAAGUUUUGGUUGUCAUGUAUAUAUGCAAUAAGGACAAAAUGUAAAUCAUUCAUUUCGUGAAGCCGUAAAAACUAUCUCUUAUAUAUAAGAACUGGUUUGUCACUGAUACCUUAUGUGUAAAUCGGAGAAUGUUUAAAAAACUUCGUCAAAAAUAUUUAUUAAUUUAUUUGGGUGAAUUUAAUCUGAAAGUCACCUGUUGUUUAAUUGAAUUUUUGUCAAUAGAACUUUCGGUUAUAUCUUUACCUCGAACACGAACUGAAAAAUACCAGAAAAAUUACUGUUCCGGAGACUAAAAUCGAGUUUCAAAAUUAUUGAAUAGUGGAAUGGAUUUUACUCACAGAUAAAAAUUACAAUCAAUACCAUAAAUAUUGGAAUGCAAUUUUUAAUUAAUGAUCUGUGGCUUGAAGGUCUAAUUUCAAUGAAAUUUAAAGGUCUAUCAUUGUUUAUUUGAGUUUAAGGCCCGAUUGGAAUUAUUUAAAAAUCGAUACAUAACCUCAAACUGUCAUUACAGAUUGCAAUUAAAGAAAUUAUUUAAUUGCAAUUAAUUAAAGUCGCCAAAUCCAAAUAUCGGACUUUGUUUACGGUUUCCGUAAGCUGCUAAUUAUUCUUGAUUCUAAAAAAGUUAUUAUUUCAAUAAUUUAUUUAUAAUGGCGAUUCGCUAUCAUGUGAGUCUCCCUAACCGGGACUUAAAUUUAAGGCUCUCAAUUAAUUUAUAAUUAAUGAUAAAUUAAUUGAGAGCCUUUAAAAAAUUAUAUCUAGAUCAGUCCAUUUUAUUGUGCUUACUUUCAUUAUUUACUGUGCCGCGCAGCAAUUUGUCGUUAACUCAUUGUGAUUGGCUAACCGUGACCGCCGAAUAUAUCCGAUUAUUGCCGACGUUGGACUCCGUCAUGGAAGCCGUGCCAUCAGCCGGUUAGCGUUCAUCUCCUCGAUGCCCAUUAGACUUUAAAUUUUUACGAGGCUGAUACAGAAUUUUUCGCAAGCUUGCAGUUUGCUUCGAGAUUGUAAGGCAGCACAAUCAUUUUUAUCGGAAUGAUAUUAUAAAAAUUCACUGAUUUUUCACUCCGUGAAUAUCCUGUGACUUCAAAAUUUAUACGCGGGAGAAAAAUGCUUUAAAAAUGACGUACCGGUUCGGUAAUCUGCUAAUUAAAACAGUAUUCAAUUAAAAUCACGGAACAGUUAUGCACUUUUUCAAAAUGACCUUUCAGGAAAAAGUAGAAAAAAUGCAAAACUGUUUCGUAAUUUUUACUGAAUACUAUUUUGAAUGGCAGAUUACGGAAGAGGCAAAUCAUUUUUAAAUAAUUUUUCUCUCCGUGUAAUUAAUGAUUGGAAUUCCGAAUAAUUUUGAUUUUAUUCAGAUAUUUUUUGAUAUCUGAAUUGUCUCCAAAAGCUGUGUAAAAUUAAUCCCUUUAAAUUCCUUCCGUUGUUUUUCGCAAACAUAUAACUGAACUACAUUUUUCCGUUUACAAUUUCAUAGUAUUUUUUAUUAUUUAUUUUUAUUUUAUUUCAUAGUAUUCUUCGAUUCGUUGAGAAAGAAAAAAUCGAUAUUCCUCAUUUAUUUUAUGGUAAUUCUGUUUUCUCAGGAGCAAAAAUUAAAUUGAAUCACAACUUGUAUUUAAUUAUUGAAAUUAAUUAUUGUAAUUAAUUAUUGAAAAGGUGCGACUGUUCAAUCUUUCAGAGGAAUUAAUUUCAAUUUUGUAGUUUAACCCGUUGUCUCGUCUUACUGCGCCCCACUUUUCGCCAAUUCGUAGUAGUGUACGUGUGUCAAUGUACUUCUCAGACGGCGCACCAAUACCCGAACAGACCCCCCACUCCGCUCACACCAAAACGAUGCGAGACUUAUGCGAAGUAUUUCCUUAAGGUGGCUGUCGUGUGCGCUAAAUUUACGAAAUUUUGUGCCGGAAUUUUUUUCAUAAUCAGCUCCGAUAAUUAGCUUUAAAAAGUUCUUCAGAAUAUUUUCGGUUUUCCGUUUCAAUCCCGAGAUAUAUUUUCCUUAACAUGUCGGUAGACGCCAUUUCAACGUUUUUAUUUAUUUUUAAUCAGCGACUUCAAGAACUAGUGUCAACUAAUUUACAAAAAAAUGGAUUUGACGUGCUGUCUUACACCGAAGAAAUAAUUAGGGAAAGUCGGGUGUUUUUUAAAAGUGGGCGGGGCAAUUCAGUUGCGUACGCACCACCUUCCGUGCCGAGCUGAUUCUCGGGGCAUUAGUCGUGUGCGUGCCUUCGUAAACAGGCUUUCGCGCAUGCGUCAGGCGAGUCGUACAGAAUUGUACAAAAGUUUACCGUGUAAUCUGGAUGCGCCGUUCAACGGGUGACUAGUGCUCAGCGGGAAAAAUUUUGGCGCUGCCGCUCUCACGUCACAACCUUAAACAUUGUAUAGUGGAUAUAAAUCGUUUUUUAUUUUCGUUUCGUUGUACAUUUGCUUUGUAUAAAUAGUUUAAAAGGACGAUUACCGACUUGGAACACAAAUUAUAGAAAAAAAUGAUAAAAUAAGAUGAAACUUGUUACCCUACCUCUCUAUAAAAAUGUACCAUGAGAUAUUCUGACUUUAGGUCUAUGCUGACACUUCCUAAAAAUUAAUAUUUAAUUAUCCUAUUUUAUUCUGGAUUAGAAAAAUUCUGUUCUGGUCAACAUGAAAAUCAUUGUAAUAGUAAAAAAAAAAUGCUGUCACAUCAGUGUCAACAAUUACUGUCUAUACGUCAGAAUAAAAGUUCUCUUUCACAUAGCGAAAUAUUCAGUAAAAAUUACGUAUUUUUUCUGUAAUUUCAAAGCGACAUUUAAUAGACGCAAAUUUUACGAAGCUGUCAUGGAAUUUUAUCGGACCGUUCUGUAAUUUUGGUUUUAAUUUUCUGUGAAAAAUUGCGAUACCGUCGCGUAAAUUUUCUUAGCCACUUUCGUAAGUUCCAUAAUUUUUACUAAAUAUUUCUCCCCGAGGGGACUAAUGAUUCAUUAUCAUAAAUUAAUUUUUGUUAGAUUUCGACACACAAAUGAGGUAAAGAUGCGCUUUAAUAGACCACGGGGGUGAUUUUCAUCGGAAAUUUAUCUCCGUGCAACUGUUGCCAAGUUUUUUUAAAGUUCCGGUGGUUCGAUUUUUUUUUUCUUCCAGUUUGACGAAGUUUUUGAGCGAAUUUUUUUUUAACUAUUGACCCAUGUAAGUAUGACUUAGAAUCUGUUAUUUAUUUUCUAGAUACAAAAAUGUGAAUGUAGAGUCGAGAUAUUUACUUUCCUGAAGACCAAAAAUAAAUGAUAUUAUUGGGUACUCUACACGUGCCGUGCAUUUCAGAGAGCAAAUAACUUAUCUGUAUUUAGUGAGAUAAAACAGUAUUGAGUAUGAAUUUUUAAGAAGAAAGGAAAUAUUUGAAUAUUUCUUCUCUUUGUCUAGUUGUGAUGAGAGUUACCAAAUGAAAAAUGUAAAAUACCGCAAAGACAACUGUUUCAAAAAUAAUGAUUAUUCGACACGUGCAAUAAUUUGAAAAAAAAAUGAACGGAAUUUAUGAGCUCAACGUGCGCUGGAAUGAGACGAAAAAUUGUGCAUAACAAACAAA
Molecule: messenger RNA, 6641 nt
Organism: Diachasmimorpha longicaudata
Lineage: Eukaryota; Metazoa; Arthropoda; Insecta; Hymenoptera; Braconidae
Product: forkhead box protein D3-like
Exons: 1
Coding region: 292-1407 (371 amino acids)
Biological process (GO): regulation of transcription by RNA polymerase II; cell differentiation; anatomical structure morphogenesis
Molecular function (GO): RNA polymerase II cis-regulatory region sequence-specific DNA binding; DNA-binding transcription factor activity, RNA polymerase II-specific
Source: RefSeq, a predicted model, not a curated record